Messenger RNA from Phialemonium atrogriseum, 1179 nucleotides. Its product is annotated as S-adenosyl-L-methionine-dependent methyltransferase. Bases 104 to 856 code for a protein of 250 amino acids. Gene Ontology annotation, molecular function: S-adenosylmethionine-dependent methyltransferase activity. The record is from RefSeq and is a predicted model, not a curated record. The transcript has a single exon. Lineage: Eukaryota; Fungi; Ascomycota; Sordariomycetes; Cephalothecales; Cephalothecaceae.
CACCGAUUGCGCCAUGGACUCCGCAUAUACUUAAAAUAAGAGCUCAGUCGGUUGCCGUGAUCUACGAGAGCAUCCGAGCACUAGCACCAGAUAUUUUUCCAAAAUGUCGCAAAACAUCUACGACCAGCAAGACUUUUUCGAGAAGUACUCGGAACUUCCCCGCUCGGUGAAAGGCCUGGACGGAGCGCCCGAGUGGCCCCAUCUGCAGUCCUUCCUGCCGGACCUCACGGGCCUCCGCGUCCUCGAUCUCGGCUGCGGCUUCGGCUGGUUCGUGCGAUGGGCCAAGGAGCACGGCGCCGAGACAGUGCACGGCGUCGACAUCUCGCAGAACAUGCUGGACCGGGCCCGCGGCAUGACCGAGGACGGCAAGCACGACGGCAUCACAUACCAGCGGGCCGACCUGGACGAGCUGCGGCUACCCGAGGGGGACCGUGGUUCGUACGACGUCGUCUUCAGCUCGCUGGCGUUUCACUACUUGGAGCAUCUCCCCGAACUGGUGGGAAAGGUGCACGGGGCACUGAAGCCCAAGGGGAGGCUGGUGUUUUCGGUCGAACACCCCAUCUUCACGGCGCCGUCGACACAGGGCAUGCAGGUCAACCCGGAGACCGGGCGCAAGUACUGGCCGCUCGAUGACUACCAGAAGGAGGGGCUGCGGGUGACCAACUGGCUGGCAAAUGGAGUGAGGAAGCAGCAUCGCACCCUCGCGACGUAUAUCAACAUCUUGCUGAGCGCCGGGUUUGAGUUGACAGACUUUCACGAGUGGCAUCCGAGCCCGGAAGAGCUAGCGGAACACCCCAGCUGGGACACCGAGAUUGUGAAGCCUACAUUCUUGCUGAUAGGGGCCACCAAGAAAUGAGAGACAUGGAGAGAGAGAAAGGCCUGCUGCAAUCAGAGUUAGCCCUGAUAUGAUAUGGUGACAUCGAAAUGAUGCCAGGAAGGAAAUGUUGCAGCAGCAUCUUCAGCCUGUGAAGGUGGUUUCAUGGAAUAAAUUCUCAAUCCCGUCUUGAAACAUAUUUUUGACAGUUUAUCAUCAUUUGAUGCUGCUGCAGCAGUGGAAAUAAAAGGAGAUGUCACGUACCUCGGGGCGAGCCUGUGUCGAAGGCCCAAGUAUCUUCCCAUAAACAUAAACGAGAUGGUCAAAAGGAACUUGUCUCUGUCGGAAGUGAAGAGACUGAAAAC